AUGCAGAUCUGUUCCAUCAUCGAGAUCAGAGAUGAGGCUGCACUCACCCUCAGAGAGGCCGCCUUGAGGCGAUGGGGCAUCACAUCUGCCGAAGAGAAGCGGCAGCUCCGUUCAUACAUACUCCACCUCAUCAUGAGGAAUGGGAGUACAGCGGACGACAUCAUCACCUCGCAGCUGACAGCUGCAGUUGCCAGCAUGCUGAAGAGGGGGUGGCUGGAAAGCAGCAAAGAGGAGCAGCAUGCAUUCUUUGCGGAGACAGAGGACAUUGCAAAAUCACAGGGCACCCCAGGAGCGAGACGAGCCAGCAUCAAAGUCCUAGAGGCUGUGGUGACGGAGUUUUCGCCGGCUACUGCGAGUCCACUGGGCCUUCCUUGGGACUACCAUGAGCGGUGCAGAUCCAGCCUGGAAUCAGAUUACCUGCAGUCCUUCUUCGUGCACGCCAGCGGUAUUGCGCGAGGAUCGGCUGCGGCAGCUGUGGAAGGCAGAGAUGAAGGCCUCUGCCAGGCCUGCAUGUCUCUGCUCACUGCCAUACUGUCGUGGGAUUUCAGGCAAGGGGCCUCCCCUAUCCCUGUCUAUGGUGAUGGAAGGACGACCAACAAUAGUAUGCUGGUCAAGCCAGAUCCUGCUUGGCGCGAUACUCUGCUGUCUGCGGAGGCUGUGGACUGGUUAAUCGCUUUAUUGAACGCUCGAAGGGGACAGCCUGAGUCUCCUCUGGCGGCAGCCUCCCGGCAGUUGCUGGUGAUGUUUUGCUCUAUCUCUGGGGACAUCUUUCCAAAAGCAGCAGAGCAGCAGCGAGCAGAGCUGGGCCUGCAGCACACCACGAGUGCCAAAGAUGCCCACCUGCAGCGCAUGCUCCCAGCUAUUCUGCCCUGCAUUGCCCCUCCAGAAGCAGCGCUACACAGAGCUGCAGCAAACAAUGAAGCAGAGCUGCUGGAUGCAUGCAAGGCUUUGGCUGUACUAGCCCAGGUUCACAGAGCAAGCGGCUUUGUCCGGGCAAUAGUUGAUGACAGGGCAGGGGAGGGCGGGGUCCUAUCCAUCAUUGCUGACCUUGCAAGGGCAUGCAUAUCAGCGGGGGGGAUGUCAGAGGCAGCAGAGGGCACCUGGACAGCUGAGGCCACAGACUUGCUGCUGGACACCUGGGUGGAGCUCCUCUAUGAGCGUGUUGGCUGCAUAUCCCAACGGUCCGGCGAGGGCCCCUCAGAUGCAGAGGCGGCAGCUGCCGCGAAGGUGUUCCAGGCGCUGACAGAGGGGGCGCUGAAGGAUGCAGUGGACUGCGCGCACCUGGACGAGGAGGAGGGAGAGGCGGCGGACGAUGCAGGCGUCGGAGCCAUGGCCGGCCGCGAGGACUGGUUUGCGUGCGCGGCCGCCGUCGGCCGCGCCUCCGCGGCUUUCAGCGCCGGCCUUCUGACCAAGCGCAUCCAGCAGAAGCAGCAGCACCUGCAGCACUGUGCUGCCGCAGGUCAGGAUCCUGCUGAGCCGCUAGAGGAGCUUCACUGGCUAACGCGAAUGGCUGCGCACCUGCUUGCGGACUCUGGAGAGGGAGAGACGCCGCUGGUGCCCAUGUCAGUGGCGGCCGCGGCUGCGGCGGCCCAGCCGGGGAUAGACCCUGUCGAGGGCCUGUCCCAUGCCCUGCUCGGCGUCGCUGGGCUGUGCCUGGACGAAAGGGCACGCCCAGUCGUCAGCCCCAGAUUGAUGGAGGCGGCAGCGUCUGGGGUGGCACGAUGGGCGGACACAUAUCUCAUGGCGGAAGAUCCAGCUUCGGCUGGACUGGCCAACGCCUUUGGCCUGCAUGGCGGAGGACCUGCCGUGCUGCAAGCACUGGUGCAAAUGGCCAACGUCCUGCUCAGCCAGUUUGCUGGGGAGGUGGAUCUGCACCGGGUUGUGGCGGCGCGGCUGCUGCCGGUGCUGACGCAGCAGGCCACCAUCUGCGGCUGCCUGGCGCACCUGGACGCCUGGCGCGCCCUCGUGCGCGCGUUCGCGGAGCAGGCCGAGCCCAUCCGCGCGCUGGCCGGCCCCACCGUGCGAGCCCUCGCCAAGGCCCUGACUGUGGCUGCCGGCGGCCUGCCUGACCAGGCGGCAGCCUGGCAGUACACCACGCACCUCAUGCACACCCUCACAGAGGAGGUGUCCAGCAUUGCGGGGCGGCCGGACUUGGCGGGCAUUGCCGAGCGGCCGGACAUGAUGGCGCGCGUUGGGUAUCUGCUGGAGGCUCUCCGCGGCAGCGUUCGCGGCACCUGCCCCAAAGCGCAGCCCGCGCUCUUCUCUGUCGCCUCUGCCAUCAUGAACCCAGUGGUGAGCCUGCAGAGGAUCUACCACAACCAGCCAGCUAUUUCUUGCCAGCUGCUCAAGCUCGCCGCAGACGUGGUGGAUGCCCACAUCUCCUUUGUCCAGGUCAAGGAUGCAAAGCUACUAUGCGAGUGGGUACUGCACUUGCUCCAGCAGUACUCAACUUAUAAUCUGGGCCAGGUGUCAUUGGCAGCUGCCGCGCGACUGCGGGCAGAAGCUGCAGCAGAUUCCUAUAGGGAAGUUCGAGCAUUGAUCAAGCUCUUGAUGAACCUGACCAUCCGUGAUGUGGUGGACUUUGGUGGCGAUUCUGACCAGCCAGGAGGCCAAGUGAACAUUGCUCAGGUUGUCUUCCUUGGUCUGGGGCUUGUCAUACCCCUGGUGACCGGAGAGUUGUUGCAAUUCCCAAAGCUGGUCAGAUCAUUUUUCAACCUCAUGUCUUACAUGCUGGAGAUAUACCCCGACCAUGUGGCAGGCCUUCCAGAGGCGCAGAUGCGGGUGGUGCUAUCCACCCUGGAGUUUGGGGUGAAUUCCACAGACCUGGAGGUCGUGCAGGGGUCCCUAGAGGCCUUGGCUGCACUCGCCAGCUGUCACCACUCUGCCGUGUCCUCAGGCGCAGAUGGCAUCGCAGCUCCUCAAGGAGGAGGCAGUCUGCUGGGGGGUUUCAUGGAGCUGGUGAUUCGACGGCUGCUGCUGGAAGACCUGGGAAAGGACACCCUUGAGCUGGCGGCUGAUGCUCUGUUCCCCCUCAUCCUAUCCCACACCGCAGCCUUCCAGUCACUUGGUGACAAGCUGCUUGCGAGCCAGCAGGAUCCUGCCGCACAAAGCGGCCUGAUCAGGGCAAUGAAUGAACUGCUGACAACGAACGGAAUCGAGAACUCCACUGACCGCGCUAACAAACGCCGCUUCCGUGCAAAUCUGACAAAGUUUGUUGUUGCUGCGAGGUCAAUCGCCGGGUUCCACGCUAGCGAAGUUGGAGUGAAGAGAUUGGCGGCUCGUCUUAUGGCCGACCCCAACCUCAUGAGCGCGCUGCUUGAGGACGUACUGCAGACGUGCCAAGCAUUCCUAGACCUUGCACAUGGGAUAUUCUUCUCAGAAAGGUGGCUGGGAUUGAGUGGCAGUGAAUUAUUUGCAGAUAUCAGCAUGCACUUGCGCAGCCUCUUAAAAGAUCAUGUUCUACCUCUGAUUUGCUCCAUCAUCACCAACGCCCCAGAACGCAAACUGAAUGAUGCAUUUGACAAUGCACUCAGCGAGGCAUUCCAGAAGCUGCUCGCCCUAGGUGCUGUGAAAAGAGAUGUCCUCUCCGCCUUGAUCAGCAGCACAAGGGAAGCCUUCUCAGCAUGGUCACUCACCACUGACAGCAACAACUCAAAGGUCCUGCGCUUCUUCCUGCAGCAUGUUGCCAAAGUCCUUGCGGCCAACCCCAUAGCUAUUCGGCCAUGCUUGUCAGAGCUGGCGGCCAUGCUGGCGGAGAUACAGGCUUCCUUCAUCAGCUGCAUGGAUGAGACCGAUGCUGCCAGAGCUCAGAUCCUUGCAGAGGCGAGGAGUGCUCUUGGCAAAGUCACAGCCGAGCUUUCCACCUGGCUGUUUGCGCAACAUGACUGUGCGGAGCUCCUGUCAGAAAUGGUGUCUGGCCAAGGGCACAUGCCUCAUGCCUCGGCUGACAGCCGAUUGGGACUGAUUGUGAGCAUCCUCCAGACCUGCUUCAGUGCAGCGGCAGAUGUAAGGCUCAUGGCGGUCAGGCAUUCAACCCCUGAACUGGCCAGGGUCCACAUCCAUGCGAUGCUCAGUGCUGCUGUCAACGUAGCAAUCCUUGAUGGUGCCGAUUCGGAAUUCCAGUGCCUCGUCUCACCAUUGAUGGGUCAAUUGGUAUCCCUUACUGCAGCCCUCAUAUCUGCCACGCCGGAUCAGAUGCGCUUCGAUAUCUGCCAAGAGCUGCUGAAGAUGGUGGAAUCCCUGGCGUCUGCAGUGGAGGAUGCACUGAAACAGGCUUCUGCACAAGCCAUUCAGCCACCAUGUGUUCUCCCAGCCCUCUGUGUGGCAGAAAUGCUUUGUGGACUUCAGGCCAAACGACUGGCGGAAAACAUUGUGCAGGUCGUGGAGAUCUGCCAAAGGAAUUCACAGGCUGCAGCCCUCACUGCAGCUUUUGCUGCGCACUGCGACGAGAUUCAGGCAACCCCAACCAAGCUGUUCAACGCCAUGUUGACAGAGGAACACUGGGCACUGCAGCAUGAGGCAAUGCUUGCUUUGUUGGGGUUUGCUCGCUCACCAUCCACAGACUUCAAGGCUGUGCUCCCUCGCCAGCUGUGUGAUGAAGGUGAAGAACCGAGCGCUGCCUUCGUCCAGCUGCUGAUGCAGUACAUGCAGCGCGCAAACUCAGGCGACAAAGACACGGAUGACCGUCUCAGCACCAGUGCAUGCGCUUCUGCACUCAGCACAGCAACCGCUGGCCAGCACACAGCCAGACUCCAGAGCCUUGCUGAGAAGGCUCUCAAGGUAUCUGCAAACAGGGAGCAGGACAUCAUUGCCAUGGCCAUGGAAGGAGCAUGCCAGGACAUGGCGAAGAAGGGGCAGCUCUUGCGCAAGGAGCUCAGUGAGAAGACUCGCAAGGCCAUGGAGUUCAACAUUUUCAAGCAGGGGCUGAAGGAGAGCAGUGCCGUGGAUGCCAGCCUCAGCCCUGCUCAGGUUGCGGAUCAGCUGAAAAAGAGCCUGGCAACCUCCAAGGAGCUGCACACAGCGAUGGAGAGUCUGGUGGAGAACAGAAAGAAGGACCGCUCUGCUCAGGAUCUUUGGAACGCCGUCCUUGUGACUGCGCGAGAAGUUCUUGGCCUGUGGGGAGUCGGGGCUUCAUUCAUCCUGACAGGCAACUUGCUGGCCCCGCUCGCAGCCUCUGUGGCGGCAGGCACGCUGCGCUCUGGGUUCACUCGCGUCCAGGCUCCCAAGAUGCGCAGGAGGCGCGCUGAACUCCUGUCAAAGCUGGAGAAGUCCAUGGCCCAGAAGGAGAAAGAGAUAGCUGCCAAGAAAGAUGAUCUGAGCAACGAUGAAGGAAAGGCUAGCCAUGACGAGUGA
Messenger RNA from Coccomyxa subellipsoidea C-169, 5352 nucleotides. RefSeq lists its product as hypothetical. The record is from RefSeq and is a predicted model, not a curated record. Gene Ontology annotation, molecular function: nuclear export signal receptor activity; small GTPase binding. NCBI's taxonomy places the organism in Eukaryota, Viridiplantae, Chlorophyta, Trebouxiophyceae, Coccomyxaceae. Gene Ontology annotation, biological process: protein export from nucleus. The coding region runs from base 1 to 5352 and encodes 1783 amino acids. Gene Ontology annotation, cellular component: nuclear pore; cytoplasm. The transcript is spliced from 35 exons.